AUGGGCGACAAGCGCAAGCUCGUUCAGGAUGAGGUCGUCGAGCCUGAGGGCAAGAAGAUGAAGAAGGAGAAGAAGGAGAAGAAGGACAAGAAGGAGAAGAAGGAAAAGAAGGAAAAGAAGGAAGAGCGCAAGUCGCGCGAAGAGUCCGAGGUUGUCGCACCCGUCGAGACUGCCCCCGAAGAGGUGAAGGAGGUCAAGGAGAAGAAGGACAAGAAGGAGAAGAAGGCCGAGAAGACCGAGAAGGACAAGAAGGAGAAGAAGGAGCGCAAGGAGAAGAAGCGCAAGGCCACUGAGGACGCAGCCGAGCCUACUCCUGCUUCAGAGGACGCCAUGGAUGUCGACGAGGCCCCGGCCGAGAAGGCGGACGGCGACAAGAAGGAGAAGAAGGAGAAGAAGGAGAAGAAGGAAAAGAAGGGAAAGAAGGAGAAGAAGGAGAAGAAGAAGGAGAAGACCUCCGAGUCCGCCGCCGAGUCGCAAGAGCAGCCCGCUGCUGAGACCGCUGAGGCCGAGGCCGAACAGUCCCAGAAGGGUGCUCGUUUCAUCUGCUUUGUCGGCAACCUUCCCUACUCUGCCAACCAAGAGUCUCUCGCCAAGCACUUCGAGAAGAACCCUCCUGCCACAAUCCGCGUCGCAACCAACAAGGAUGACCCCAAGAACAAGUGCCGUGGCUUCGCCUUCAUUGAGUUCGACAACUACGACCGCAUGAAGACCUGUCUCAAGCUGUACCACCACUCCAUGUUCGACGACAAGAAGUACCCUCCUCGACGCAUGAACAUUGAGUUGACUGCUGGCGGCGGCGGCGGCAAGUCCGAGCACCGCAACGCAAAGAUCCAGGCCAAGAACGAGAAGCUCAACGAGGAGCGCCAGCGCCAGGCCAAGGAAAUCCAGAAGGAGAAGAAGAAGUACGACAAGAAGCCUGAGGGUCCUACUGGCGCUAACGCAAUGGGUGGUGACGGUGCCGCCGACCCCAACGACCAGUGGGCUGGCCUGCACCCUAGCCGCCGAGGCCGUGUCUAA
Molecule: messenger RNA, 1017 nt
Organism: Penicillium olsonii
Lineage: Eukaryota; Fungi; Ascomycota; Eurotiomycetes; Eurotiales; Aspergillaceae
Source: the annotation of a GenBank genome assembly